Molecule: messenger RNA, 1326 nt
Organism: Phycomyces blakesleeanus NRRL 1555(-)
Lineage: Eukaryota; Fungi; Mucoromycota; Mucoromycetes; Mucorales; Phycomycetaceae
Exons: 11
Biological process (GO): protein deubiquitination
Molecular function (GO): zinc ion binding; cysteine-type deubiquitinase activity
Source: RefSeq, a predicted model, not a curated record
CCUCAGUGUACUACUUGUCAGGAUCCAAUGUCACGUCUACACGUUUGUCUCCAUUGUGUUUAUAUGGGUUGUUGGCGCAAAGGGCACAUGUUGGAUCAUUUGAAAGAAAAGAAACACAUGUUAGCCAUGGAUUUUACCCAUCGAACUCUUUAUUGUUAUGGGUGUGCCGACUAUGUGUAUGAUCUUGAAUUGGAAGAUGUGAUAGUGAGACAAGAGAUGAUUAGAUACGAAUCUAGUAAAAAACGAAGCCGGGUGAUGUAUACUAGCUGGGAACCAACUGAGCAGGAAGCAUCAGAGCUUGUUCAGAAAUCAUUGCUUAUAUCUUGUCAGGGGAUCCGUGGACUGUGCAACAUGGGAAAUACUUGUUUUAUGAAUGUCAUUCUCCAAAGUCUUGUCCACAACCCACUUCUCAAAGCUUAUUUUCUCAGUGAUCGCCACAAUCCUAAAUAUUGUGACAAUAAGUAUUGCAUGUGCUGUGAGAUGAACAACCUCUUUAAACAGGCAAGUAAUUAUUUAUUUUGUUUUAUUUAUUCAUCUGAAAAAGGGCCUUAUGGACCCUGCAGUUUCCUGAUGUCCAUGUGGAUGAGUCUAAAGGAGCUAGCGGGCUAUGCACAGCAAGACGCUCAUGAGUUUUUUAUCAGUGCGCUGAACAAUAUUCACGCAGGAUGUGAAGGAAACACCAUGGUUAGUUGUAAUUGUAUUAUCCACAAAACAUUUGCUGGCGUUUUACAAUCCAAUGUAACAUGUCUUGGAUGUGGCAAUGUUACGACAACGUAUGACCCCAUGCUUGAUAUAAGUCUAGGGCUUCGACCGGUAGAAAGAAAGAAAAAACAGGGUAACACCUUGAUGGAUUGUUUAGAUAGGUACACUCAGCCAGAAAAACUAGGUAACAAUGAAUACAGCUGCAGUAAAUGUGGCAAUACUUUCCAGGAAGCAACAAAACAGUUAUCGGUAAAGAGGAUGCCACCCGUAUUGAGUUUCCAGUUAAAGCGUUUUGAGCAUGGUGGUGCAGCCACAAAGAUAGAGACAAAGGUUAGGUUUCCGGUGGAGCUAGACAUGACUCCUUAUACAACCGAUGGAAAGAAAGACCAAAGCAGCAUAAACACUGCCAACAUGUAUACCUUGUUCGCAGUGGUAAAUCACCAAGGAAAAUUAGACACAGGCCAUUACACAAUGUUUGCCAAGCACCGUGGUGAGUGGUUCAAAUUCGACGACCAUAGUGUAACCUUGGCCUACCAAAAAGAUGUUCUGGACAGCAAAGCGUACAUGUGCUUCUACAUUAAAGAAUCUCUAGAGUACGAGGACUCGCAUAGAAACAACGAUUAA